GUAGAACUUUCCUCAGAGAAAUAGAGCGCAUUUCAACAGAAAUAAAGAAGUGAAGUGAAGCUGAAUUUCAUUCCAGGAUGAAGAUCCUCCUCAUCGUCACUCUCUCCCUGAUCUCAGGUCCAGUAGACUGUUCUGAUGUGAUUGGUUACUCAGGAGGAAGUGUCACUAUAAUUUCUAACAUAAACUGGCAUGCACACAAUAGUAAAUAUAUUUGUAAGAUGGAAGGAAACAACUGCACUGAUAAAAUACAUGCUGAUACCAAACGCAGCAAAGUUCAAGAUGGAAGAUUCAAGUUGUAUUCAAAUACAAAAAAUAAUUUCACAGUAUUGAUCAGAAAGUUGAAGCCACAGGAUGCUGGAACAUACAGAUUUGGAUUGGGGAAUCAGAGUAACUCCACUGUGAACCUAAAAGUUCUUAAAAAUGCAUCUUGGGGGGUGCCAAAAAUAAUGAACGCUUAUCUUGGCCAGAAUAUCACCAUCACCUGUAACUAUCCAGGGGAAUAUGAGAGAAACAACAAAUAUAUCAGCACAGUGGAUGAUGACAAUAUUAUUAAAAGAAUUCUGGACACGAACACAAACCUGAAGAACGGCAGAUUCUCCAUUUCUGAUGACAGAAAUGCAAAAGUUCUCCGUGUGAACAUCAGCGACGUGAGAGAAACUGAUGAAGUAUUUUAUUUACUUGGCGUGUGGAUUGGAGACGGGUCAGUCAGAUAUUACUCCUACUUUAUCGAGAUGUGGCUACAUGUUACAGGAGUGAGCGCACCGACAGAAACUCCAGUGUGUUUCAGUUCCACUGCCAUCAUCAUCAGUGUGUGUGUCAGUGUGUGCGUGUAUCUGCUGCUGAUUGGAGGAUUUGCACUGGUGAGCUACAAACUGAGACAAAAGAGAACACAAGAUUCUGUGCCUUCAUCCAAGAGGAAUGAAAAUAAACAAGUUCCUUCUGUUUCUGAGAAUGUCAUGGCUAGUGUACCCCCAUGUGAAAACUUGAACAUCAUCAUGAGAUUCAAUCAUCAGAAACCAGAAUCAUUUACAGGCCAAUCAGAUUCAACAUACCAAACACUGGACCCCCUCACCAUCCAGUCUGAUUCAGACUACACGUCCCUGAUUAACACCACUGAACAACUACCAAUGUCUUCUCACUACCAAUGCCUGAAUCCUAGAACUCGGACUAACUCGGUUUACCACACCCUUCAUUCUUAAUGCUUACUUUUUCAUUUAUUAAUUUUGUUGUGAUGUGAGAUGAAUGAUUAAAAAAAAGUUAACUGUUGGAAAAUUGCUAUGAUAUAAGUUUGGACAUGUUGUUAUUGGAAAAUGAUCACCUCAGGGUGGGAAUACAUAGUUUUCACUGACGUCAUGGCAUUCCGGGGAACGCCCUCCAGCUGCCAUCUUGUGGGGCAAACAAAAUGGACCAUCCCCAUUACCGGCUACGUUAUCUCGGACGAAUUUAUGAAGUUAUAUAGUCAGUUUUCUAAAAUAAAGAUCAAAUGGCAAAAUCAAGCAAACAGAAGUAUAUAGAUACAUUAGAUGACAUCUCACGACAACGAUAUGCAGCCAAACUGGCCUUGAUUGGGGGAAUUGACCCCUACGAAGUGGACAAAGAUGCAUUUUCAAGUGACUAUGCAGGGCUGCCAAAGCCUGAAACUGCCAAAGCCUGCUCCAAAGCCUGAAACUGACUUCAUCAAACUUUAAAGGCUGUCUGAUAUAUACAACUUUAUGCAAACAGCGUGUCUUUUGGCGGAUGCCGCCUUUUUCACGGCUGAAUUGCGCAGAUCCAAUUUUUUUUUUUUUUAGGGGGGG
Molecule: messenger RNA, 1796 nt
Organism: Neoarius graeffei (lesser salmon catfish)
Lineage: Eukaryota; Metazoa; Chordata; Actinopteri; Siluriformes; Ariidae
Product: polymeric immunoglobulin receptor-like
Exons: 7
Coding region: 78-1199 (373 amino acids)
Source: RefSeq, a predicted model, not a curated record